GGCUGUGGCAUUGGGACCAAAGGGUAGUGUGUAUAUCCAGAAGCUGAUAGUACUGGUUUCCCUGACGGCUUAAUAGAAUUAUUUGCCACGUGUGCACUUUCUGUAGAACAGGAUACUAAAUUAGCUCCCAACAAUGGGCCGAACGUACAUUGUAGAUGACUCUGUUGGCCAGUAUCUUUCAAACAUCAAACUCCAAGGAAAACCUUUUGUCUCUGGUCUUCUAAUAGGACAGUGUUCUUCACAGAAAGAUUAUGUGAUUCUUGCCACUAGAACACCACCCAAAGAGGAACAAUAUGAGAACCUCAAACAUCCUAAAACUAAGUUGGACUUUUUAGAUGAAGAGUGGGCAACAGAACAUGCCCACCAGGUAUCCAGAAUGCUACCAGGGGGACUUUUGGUUCUUGGAAUGUUCAUUAUCACAACUUUAGAAUUGGCAAAUGACUUUCAAAAUGCCCUGCGCAGAUUAAUAUAUGCUGUGGAAAAAUCUAUAAAUACAAAAAGACUCUGGAAUUUCACAGAGGAGGAAGUUUCAGAACGAGUGAUACUUCAUAUUUGCCCUUCUACGAAAAAAUCUUGUCGAACUUAUGAUGUCUGUGAUCCAAAGAGUUCGGCAAGACCUGCAGAAUGGAAGUAUCAGAAUAGAUUAUCUACCUCAUGGAUUUCUCUGGAGUGUACUGUUCACAUUGAUAUUCACAUCCCUCUUUCUACUACUUCUGUCAGCUAUACUCUCGAGAAAAAUACAAAGAAUGGUCUUACACGCUGGGCCAAACAAAUUGAAAAGGGUGUUUAUUUUAUUAAUGGACAAGUUAAAGAUGAAGAUUGUGACUUAUUAGAAGGACAGAAAAAAUCUAGAGGAAGUGCUCUAGCACCCAGUCAUUCUUUUGAUGUCCGAGUGCUAACACAGUUGCCCCUGAAUUCAGACCACAGAUCCACAGCCACAGUCCAGAUCUGCAGAGGUUCAGUAAACCUGAAGGGUGAUGUGAAAUGCAGAGCUUACAUUCAUAGUAAUAAACCCAGAGUUAAAGAUACUGUGCAGGCAGUGAAGAGAGAUAUAUUGAACACAGUCGUUGAUCGCUGUGAAAUACUAUUUGAGGAUCUACUUUUGAAUGAAGUCCCAGAAAAAAAAGAUUCGCAAGAGUUCCACAUCCUCCCUCACCGAGUUUUUGUCCCCAUUCCUGGAUCCACUGUCAUGCUGUGUGGUUAUAAAUUUGGUGAUGAGUCAGCUGAAGAAAUCAGAGACCAUUUUAGAGAGAUGUUAGAUCUGGCGAUUGAAGUAGAACAUUUAGAAAUUGCAGAGGAGAUUAACACAGCUUGCAUGAGUUCCUCUAUGAAUAGUGAGUCUGCAUUGGACAACGCUGAAGAUGAACAGCCAGAGCAGCCAAUGAAAAGUAUAGUAGCACUGAAAAUUCAGCAAAACAUAGGUAUGAUUGCAGCAUUUGCAGUUGCAGUCCUUGCUGCAGGCAUCUCCUUUCAUUACUUCAGUGAUUAGAGUGAGGCAUAAAGAAAUGUCCUGAUCAUCCAGCAGACAUUGAUCAGCAACUGUGAAUAAUAAGGUUGUAAACACCUAUAUGUAAGACAGUAGCAGCUACAUCUGCUGCCAUAAUGAGUAUUAGGUAUGUUUCUAACAUGAAAUCACCAGCUGCCUUCGUUAGCCUGCUUCUAUUAUAGGUGGCCCAAGUUUUCAAAAAUAAAGUUAUGCAUUUAGGUGAGAGUUGCAUGUAACUCAUCAUUAUUUUUAAAAAGUGAGAUACCAGAGAUUUUAGUCCUAUUGAUAUGUAUCUUACAUUGUUCAGGG
This is a messenger RNA of Octodon degus (degu), 1795 nucleotides long. Its product is annotated as protein odr-4 homolog. Gene Ontology annotation, biological process: intracellular protein localization. The record is from RefSeq and is a predicted model, not a curated record. NCBI's taxonomy places the organism in Eukaryota, Metazoa, Chordata, Mammalia, Rodentia, Octodontidae. Gene Ontology annotation, cellular component: endomembrane system.